ACGACAAAUGACACCAGUGUGCCAUAGGAAACCGUUGUAAGAUAGCAACUCAUCAAACCGUCUGAACUAGUGAGAAAAACGAAACGACCGUGAUUCAAAAAUGAAAUUCGCCGUAGUGUUCGCUGCUGUUCUGGCCGUUGCCCUGGCUGCCCCGGUGGAAGAUCGGGACGCUCAAGUGCUGCAGUACGAGAACGACAACCAGGGACUCGAGGGAUACAACUUCAAAUAUGACACCAGCAAUGGCAUCCAGCGAGUGGAACAGGCACAGCUGAAGAGCUUCGGUGAAGAUGUCAGCGCACUGGUUGUGCGUGGUUCAUACUCAUACGUGGCUCCCGAUGGUCAGACCUACACCGUGAACUACGUUGCCGACGAGAAUGGCUUCCAGCCGGAAGCUCCCCAUCUACCACACGCCUAAGAGAUGUGUAGUGUACCUGCCAGUUAGCUUUAUGGGUUUUAUUCUAUGUUACUUGCAUAUGGUGAUACGAAACGAAAAAGAG
Messenger RNA from Aedes albopictus (Asian tiger mosquito), 497 nucleotides. Its product is annotated as flexible cuticle protein 12. Gene Ontology annotation, molecular function: structural constituent of chitin-based larval cuticle. The record is from RefSeq and is a predicted model, not a curated record. NCBI's taxonomy places the organism in Eukaryota, Metazoa, Arthropoda, Insecta, Diptera, Culicidae. Bases 101 to 415 code for a protein of 104 amino acids. The transcript has 2 exons. Gene Ontology annotation, cellular component: chitin-based extracellular matrix.